Chenopodium quinoa (quinoa) is the source of this 711-nucleotide messenger RNA. RefSeq lists its product as uncharacterized. Gene Ontology annotation, biological process: shoot system development; root development. Bases 1 to 711 code for a protein of 236 amino acids. The transcript has a single exon. The record is from RefSeq and is a predicted model, not a curated record. Lineage: Eukaryota; Viridiplantae; Streptophyta; Magnoliopsida; Caryophyllales; Amaranthaceae.
AUGUCAUCUCCUCGCCCUAAUUUCACUGAUUUAAGUGAUCUCCACAAAUGUGCAAAUGAUUUACUACAUUCACCACACAUCCAACAAGCCCUUCACCACCAGCAACAGGAGACGAUGUUGUCCGUUCGAGAGAUCUCGGAAGCCUCAUUGAAGAUGUUAGAUUUGUGUGGUACAACAAGGGAAGUUCAUUUACUUAUCAAGCAACACCUCCAAGACCUCCAACACACUCUCCGUCGAGCCAAGAUUGAAGAGUUUGACUUCGACGCCCACAUCAUGGCACACACCCUACACCGGAAGAAGCUCAAGAAGAAGGUGUCUAAAUGCCUUAGAAUUACAAAAGGGACGAUGAAGAGUAAAUGUUUUACGUCCGACCUUUCGCUUUUAGACCAUAGUCUUAUAGUAGUUGUGCAUGUUUUGAGGGAGGUUAAAGGGGCUACUAUUUCUAUUUUAGAGUCUCUUUUAUCUCUUGUUAUAUUGCCAACUACUAUACCUAGUGUUAAUCAUGGCAAAAGUUCAUCGUUCGCGUCGAAAUUAAGGCGUAUAAAUUGCCAAAGAUUGUUAGAGAGAUGUGAUUCAAUGGAUAUUGGAGUGGCAAAUAAGAGAUUAGAGGAAGUAGCAAGUGCCAUGGAAGAGCUUGAAGUUGAGUUAGAGUCUAUUAUUAGGCGGUUGACAAGAACUAGAGUUUUACUCCUUAACAUUCUUACAAAUUAG